Molecule: messenger RNA, 609 nt
Organism: Microplitis mediator
Lineage: Eukaryota; Metazoa; Arthropoda; Insecta; Hymenoptera; Braconidae
Exons: 1
Coding region: 1-609 (202 amino acids)
Source: RefSeq, a predicted model, not a curated record
AUGACGGUUGGCAAACAAAAUAUUAUAAACCCGCCUUUAGUUUCUAGUGAUAAGAUUAUUUUGCCUCCAUUGCACAUCAAGUUGGGACUUAUGAAGCAAUAUGUUAAGGCAUUAGAUAAAACUAGUCCGUGUUUUGUAUAUCUUUCAAGAAAGUUUCCUGGUUUAAGUAAUGAAAAACUAAAAGCUGGUAUUUUUGAUGGCCCACAGAUAAGACUUUUAAUGAAAGACAACGAUUUCAUACAUUCAAUGAAUAAUUUAGAAGCAGCGGCUUGGAAAUCUUUUGUUGUUGUUGUAAAAAAUUUCUUAGGAAAUCAGAAGGCCGAAAAUUACAAAGAGUUAGUUCAAAACCUCUUAAUUAGCUUUAAAAAUCUUGGAUGUAAUGUGAGCAUAAAAGUACACUAUCUGAACAAUCAUUUAGACAAGUUUCCUGAAAAUCUUGGAGCGUAUAGCGAAGAACAAGGAGAACGUUUUCAUCAAGAUUUAAAGGUGAUGGAAGAUAGAUACCAAGGUCGCUGGGAUGAGCAUAUGAUGGCAGAUUACUGUUGGAGUAUUACACGGGAAUGUCCUGAAGACAUCCAUCAGAGAAAAUCUAAAAAAAGAAGCUUCUAA